AUGAGGAGUCUAUUGAUCAGGGCAUUCCCUGCCCGGCCGACCACCAUCACCACCCUCCUCCCCUCCCGAGCAACCCUCCCCUCCAUCGUCCGCCUCUCCUCGACAACCAGCACACCUUCACCAGCAACGACCACGGCACAAGAAGACCCAUCCACCACCACCACCACCAGCACCACCACCACAAUAACCCGCAACCCCCCCUCGACCCCGACGCCCGCCCCAUCCCACACGAGACCCUACCUCAUCAACCUCUCCGCCUCGAACAACUACCCCGUCUACCCCCGCACCAAAGCCGCCGGCCAGUCCAAGUUCACCGUCAUCAAGCACGUCGAGGGCGACAAGCGCGCCUUCGUCCAGGACCUGUGCGAGGAGACCGGCCUGUCGCGGGACCAUGUCGUGCUGCAGCCCGUCACGGGGCACGUCCAGGUCAAGGGCUUGCAUGUCGAUAAACUGAAGAAAUGGCUCGUUGAUUCGUUUGGCGAUCCGCACAAGGCCAAGGUGCCUGUUGAUGCUAUCGCUCCGUGA
Messenger RNA from Sodiomyces alkalinus F11, 525 nucleotides. RefSeq lists its product as hypothetical. The transcript is spliced from 2 exons. Lineage: Eukaryota; Fungi; Ascomycota; Sordariomycetes; Glomerellales; Plectosphaerellaceae. The coding region runs from base 1 to 525 and encodes 174 amino acids. The record is from RefSeq and is a predicted model, not a curated record. Gene Ontology annotation, biological process: translation. Gene Ontology annotation, cellular component: ribosome; mitochondrial large ribosomal subunit. Gene Ontology annotation, molecular function: structural constituent of ribosome.